This is a messenger RNA of Corvus hawaiiensis (hawaiian crow), 418 nucleotides long. It is a transcript of the gene SERF2, whose product is annotated as small EDRK-rich factor 2. NCBI's taxonomy places the organism in Eukaryota, Metazoa, Chordata, Aves, Passeriformes, Corvidae. The transcript has 3 exons. Bases 17 to 271 code for a protein of 84 amino acids. The record is from RefSeq and is a predicted model, not a curated record.
UGGCUCCCCUUAAAGCAUGGCGUGGGGCGGAGCGUGGGGGGGGGUCCGUGCGGGACGUGGCGGUGGAGUGGAGGUGGGAGGGAGCGGCGCCAUGACCCGCGGGAACCAGCGCGAACUGGCGCGGCAGAAGAACCUGAAGAAGCAGAGCGACUCGGGCAAGGGCAAGCGGCGGGACGACGGGCUCUCGGCUGCCGCCCGCAAGCAGAGGGACUCGGAGAUCAUGCAGCAGAAGCAGAAGAAGGCCGAUGAGAAGAAGGAGGGCAACAAGUAGCGGGCGGCCUCGCCGGGCCGCCGCCCCAGGGCCGGUCCCGCCGGCAGGAUGCCCCGCGCCGCCCCAGGCCGGGUCCCGCCGGGACCCCCGGCAUCGCCCCGCGCCCUGCGGCGCCGUCCCCUAUUAAAGUAGCUGUGGAGCCCUGCA